UUCUUGCCUGUCGAUCGAGAUGAACAAGGUCAUGAACGACUGUAACAAAUUCAGAUAGAGGAUAGGCAGAGGCUUCUGUGAAUUUUAACUGACGUCAGCAUAUGGCCUUUCCAUGACCAUCGGACUUCAGAAAAUUCGAUACGCAGGGUCAGGCAGGCGAUCAUGCUGGGACCACUCAGAAUGUCCCCUCCCAUUUGCCCAGCAGCAAGUGACCGCGUACCCUGCGUCAACAUUGCAUCACGUGGAAUCGCAUCCAACAAGCCACCAACCUGGUAACGCUCCUGCAUCAUGCACCUGCAUCUCGAAUCAGAGAUUUUCCAUCCGAUUGCAGAUUCCAAAAUCUGAGAUGUUUUGGGCAGCAAGUGGCCCCCACUCACUAAGGCCGGGGAAGGCGGCUGGUCCAGUUCCCCGCUGCUCACGGACCAGAGUUGAUAGAUACCAUGAUCUUGUAGAAGGGACUGACUAUCUUAUGCUCAAAGCUUUUUCUCUCGAGUCCAAAGCGGAAAGCAUGGCAACACGGGAGAUGUCUCGCUCAUUUUAUUCGUCUGAUAAUCAAAAGAUGGGAAAGGAGCGGGCCUAGAUGUGGUCCAACCAAGGAUAGGCCUUGCCUAACCGUUCCUGUUCAUUUUGGCAGAAUGUGAGGCGGGAGCGAGUG
Mollisia scopiformis is the source of this 655-nucleotide messenger RNA. RefSeq lists its product as uncharacterized. NCBI's taxonomy places the organism in Eukaryota, Fungi, Ascomycota, Leotiomycetes, Helotiales, Mollisiaceae. The record is from RefSeq and is a predicted model, not a curated record. The transcript has a single exon. The coding region runs from base 113 to 580 and encodes 155 amino acids.